Messenger RNA from Trichomonas vaginalis G3, 4572 nucleotides. Its product is annotated as guanylate cyclase protein. Gene Ontology annotation, biological process: regulation of DNA-templated transcription; intracellular signal transduction; cGMP biosynthetic process. Gene Ontology annotation, molecular function: peptide receptor activity; guanylate cyclase activity. The transcript has a single exon. NCBI's taxonomy places the organism in Eukaryota, Parabasalia, Trichomonadida, Trichomonadidae. The record is from RefSeq and is a predicted model, not a curated record. The coding region runs from base 1 to 4572 and encodes 1523 amino acids.
AUGCGGAAUAAUUUUUUCAUUCUUUUCGAUUACGUAACUACAGCCUCUCCACCAUAUUACUUUUUGCAUGUUAUAUUCAGUAUUUGGAGAAUUCUUCAAUUUUUUGGACCUUCUUUUUGCACACGCUAUUAUAGUUUUUGGGGUAAAGACACAACAAUGUCAACAGUCAAUGAUGUUCUAUCAUUCUUCUUUUCCAUUGUUCCAGCAUCAUUCCAUGAUGUUGCCACUCCAUAUUUCAUGUUAAUCUUUAGUUGCCUAUUUAUUGUCUUCUACAUUUUCAUAAUAAUUUGUGCGCAAGUCUAUUCAAAGCAAGCUAAACUUCCCAAAGUUGUUCCUCCGAUCCUAACUGUAUUCUUUGGUACAGCUGGUUAUAUUUUGCCUCCUAUUGCCUGUGAAAUGGCAGCAGAAACCAUCGGGAGAAUGAUAUACAACAAACAUGAAUACGUAAAUGCUAUGAAUAUCAUUGGAAUUAUCUUAGUUGUGUUUACAGUUUCGGUUUAUGUUUGGCUUGUUGCGGCAAUAUACUCUGUAACCAUUACGUUUAGGCCCGAUUCGUUACAAACGAUAGUUCCUUCCGUACAGGUUAGUGUCAUUUUGGUAACUCUAACCUUAUAUACAAUUACAGGAGUUGCAUCAGAACUUUCUUUAUAUCCAAGAGUAGUUUUUACAUUGCUUGGUGCAGUAGUAUAUCUAUCAACACUGUUCGCUACAAAUCAAUACGGUGGCUUCGUAGUUAUUGGAUAUAAGAAAGCAAUUUUCGCUUCUUCGAUUUCUGGCAUCAUUCUUUUAUGCAUUUGUGUUAUUUUCGAGCUCGUUAAUACUCAUGGCAAAGAAUAUGUCAUACUUGCCAUAUUAGCUUUGUGGAUAAUAAUUUAUUUCGUUUGUAACUUUUAUUUAGAACAUGAAACAAGCAAAUCAUUAAUAAUACUUGAUGAAAUUGAAGAAUCUCCUGAUAGAUUCACCGAACUCAUCAAAUCGAAAAAUCAUUUUUCGAAUGUCGUCAUUGCAGGCUUCAGAUAUGCACAUCCAUUAUGUUUAUCAUGGAAAAUAUACAAAGCAGGCAUAGAACAUUGGCCAAAAGACAUAAAAAUAUGGUUAUCAUUUUCUAAAUUCAUUGCAAUUUAUCCUGCAGAGACACAACAACUAGAUUGGGUAGCAAACAACAUCAUGCAGAACAAACUGAAAGGAUCUUUAGCUAAACACACUCUCCAACAGAUCCAAACAAUCAUUAGACAAAGAGAAGCCAAUUUAAUUCCAGAAUUAAAAUCAAAAUUGGAUAAAAUUGGAAAACAAGUUCAAGCAACUAAACACAAAGUAAGAUAUAUCUGGGAUUUAAUCAUCCAAGGAAAUGUCCAUGAAUUGGAAAGUGUUGUACACAGAGCAUAUAUAGCUAUUGAUAAUUGUGAAGCUGAAUUCCAACACUUAAUUCGCAUGUUUCCUAAUUCAAGAUUCGUUGCGAGAUCUUAUUCGAGAUUUUUAAGGGAUGUUGUUGCUGAUUUUGCAGAGUAUAAUAAAUGGAAACAGAAUGUUAUGUUGUUACAAAGAGGUGUAUCUGUUAUUCCUGAUCAAACUCAUGAGUUUGGUUUAAGAGCAUUUCCUUUAUUACCUCAAGUAAUUGAUUAUUCAGAAGAUGAUCAAAUGAAUGCGAAUAUUUUGACAGAAAAUACUUUGACACAAGAAAUUGAACCAGAAGACGAACACCUUGAAACUGAUACUGAUUUAAGAAUGUCUGUACGUGAAUCUAUCAAUGAUUUAUCAAUUCCCGCUUAUAGAACUGCAAGAAUUGUUUUCAUUCUGUUGUUUUUGAUUUGUUUCUUACUUCCUGUUGUUGUUUUGGCAGCAAUUAUUCCUAAGAAUAUUCAAAGCAUUACAAAACCUCUCAAUUUCAUGGAAAAGAUUUCAUACAUAAGAGCACAGAUUUUCCAAGUUGUUGGAUUAACACAUCAUUUAAUUGUUGAAGAAGUUGCUUCUAUGCCUCCUCUACAAUUAUAUGAUGAACCUGCUCCUGUUCAUUUUGGAGGAACAGCUGAUACAAGAAAACAACUCAAAUAUGUUACAGAUUUAUUAGUACAAAGAACACAAGAUUUGAGUGAAGUGAUGUCAUUCAAACCAGGUAAUGAAAACAUGGAAAAAGUUAGAGGAUACAUGUAUAAGAAUGACGUGAAAUUCACAACUUAUACAAAUGAUCCAACACAGCCAGGAACAACAGAACAAGUAUCUGUACAACAUGGCAUUAUGCAGUUCAGUGUUUUAGUUACAGAUCUUCUUAAAAAAGAUCAUUUCGAAAACAGAACAUUGAGUGAAAGAGAAAUUGUCACAAUUAUUUCAAAUACAAGAGUUUUGACUGAAGAUUUAAGUGCAGCUUUGAAAUAUUUGACAAAAUAUAUCAUCGAAACUGAUGAUUCAUUAAUCGAAUUAACGAAAUAUAUUAUGAUAUUUGGAUCUGCAUUUAUUUUCAUUGUUUAUAUGAUUGCCGCUUAUUUCAUUGUCAAAGAAAUUGCACAUGAUAAAAUGGCAAUUUACAGAGCAAUUGCAAGUCUUCCUAAAUAUGUUGUAAGUCGUGUUGCUGAUUCAUUUAAAGUACUAAAGAAAGAUGAAUCAAAUAAUUCGAAGUCUAUCAAUUCUACAACGAAAGACGACGAACUCAACAAACAAGAAGAAAACAUGCUCAAAAUAUUUUCAACAUCAAGUGAAUCUGAUUCUUCUUCAACAUCAGAUUCAAUAACAAUUAUCGUUUGUGUCACGUUUUUGAUGUUAACAAAUAUUGCUUCCAUAUGUGUUUUAGGCAGUUUUAUUAUCAAAAUCGGAAAAGCCAUGACAUUAAGUAGUCCACAAAUCGAUUACAUGAUGGCUGCUUAUAUGUUUGAGUUCAGUAGUGUUGUUGCAAUGAAUUUGGCUGCUUGUCAUUUUUCUGGUUAUGGAGUUGCAAGAUAUAAUGGAGAACAACUAUUAAAUAUUGCUCAAGAAUGGCAGAAUAACGGUAUAAUUAAUUAUAAAGCUGUUAGAUACGGAAAUUCCACAUUAAAUGUACAAGCUUUCUCUAUUAUGACAAGUGAAGAAUUAGCAGGAGUUCCUCCUGAACAUUGCGUUUUUGGAGAAAAUCCAAAGAAUUCUCAUGAUGUCUACAGAUGUUGGAAUCCUGAUUUGUUGACAACUUACGUACAAACGGAGAUCAAAUCAAUGAUCUUUAAAUAUAAGAAUGAAAAGAUUCCUAUAUACGCAAAUGACACAAGAUUAACUCAAUUGUGGCAUGCCCAUAUUAUACAUUUGUUUGAAAUGUAUUAUAACGAUUUGUUCUCUAAGAUUGUACCGAAAAUGACUGUCUCUUUGAACAAGGAUAAGCCAGCAAUCAUAGGAGGUGCUUUCGCUAUUUUGUUUGUUGGUUUAAUUUUCGAAGCAGUAAUUUUGGGACUUUUAAGUAGUUCUGAAAAUCGUCAAAAAUUUGCUUUGAGAUUGUUAUUGCAUUGUCCAGGAAAUAUUGUUAUAACUAACCCAUAUUUGGCACAGCUUUUAGCAGGAAACUUCAAAGACAGAAGGAACGAAACAUCAACAGGUGAUGCAGAGUUUUAUGAAGUUUUAGUUAAAGAUAUGCCUGAUGCAAUUUUGAUGUUGGAUAUGACAGGAAAAAUUUUAUCUUCUAACAAUUCAAUUGAGAGAAUUUUCGGUAUCAAAAACGAAGAUAUUGUUAAUCAUUCUGUUAUUGAAUUUGGAAAUGAUUUUAGAAAUGGAAAUCCAUUCUCUUUGAUCGAAACAAAGAAACAAUUGACAAGUGAAGAUGAUUUCGAAGUUUGCCAAGUCUACAAGAAGAAGGAUGAAAGCGAAGUCCAUGUCAAUCUUACAUUCACUGUUUUGAACCAAAACAUUAUUGUUACAAUGAGAGAUGACACACAAACAGUGAUGUACAAUAUAUUGAUUCAAGAUGAACGUACAAAAAGUGACAGAAUGUUAGCAUCAAUUUUGCCACCGAGGUUAGUUGUAAGAGUUCAAGCCGGAGAAAAGAAUAUCAACUUCGCAGUACAAAGUAUUACUGUUGUAUUCAUGGAUAUCGUUAGUUUUACUCCUUGGUGUGGAAGUUUGCCUGCAUCAACUGUUAUGGCGGCUUUGAACAGAAUUUUCAAAGAAUACGACUCAAUUUGUGCCAUGCAUACAACAAUGACAAAGAUUAAAUGCAUCGGUGAUUGUUAUAUGGGAGCAGGAGGUAUCUUUGCUGAUGUUAAUCAACCUGCUUUGCAUGCAAAAGAUGUCGUUGAAUUCGGUUUGGAAUGUAUCGAAGGUUUGGAAAGAGUCAAUGAAGAAAUCAACCAGAAAUUGCAGAUAAGAGUUGGUGUAAACACUGGUGGUCCUAUUGUUGCUGGUGUUUUGGGAACAGAUAAGCCAACAUUCGAAAUACUUGGCCCUGCAAUUAACAUGGCCCAACAAAUGGAACAUCACGGUGUUCCAAUGAAAGUUCACGUAAGCAGAGCUGUCUAUGAAUUGAUUUACGGCGGACCUUUUGAUAUCAAAGAGAGAGGUGAAGUCGAAAUUAAGAAUGGCCCUGUAGUUACUUAUCUCAUUGAAAAGAAGAAGAAUUAA